Molecule: messenger RNA, 2961 nt
Organism: Phalaenopsis equestris
Lineage: Eukaryota; Viridiplantae; Streptophyta; Magnoliopsida; Asparagales; Orchidaceae
Product: probable potassium transporter 9
Exons: 11
Coding region: 118-2658 (846 amino acids)
Biological process (GO): potassium ion transmembrane transport
Cellular component (GO): plasma membrane
Molecular function (GO): potassium ion transmembrane transporter activity
Source: RefSeq, a predicted model, not a curated record
CUUCUUUUUUCUUAUUUAAAAGUUGAUGAAGUGGUCCACUCCAUGUGGCUGCUUCUCCUUUGAAAUCUGUAUGGUUGAGCUUGAGCUUCCAACAUUAGUUUACCUUCCCCUUUUUGAAUGCUUUUUCAAAUUGGGGAAUAUUUAACUGGUGGAGAGUUUUUCUCGGUUUGUGGGAAUUCAGAGGACCGGAGAGGGAGAGGCGUUGCUUUCUUGCAGUCAUUAUUUGCUGUUAUAGCAUUGUUGAAAGAGAUCUGGCGGAAGGUUUCAUCACAUUUUGUAAGCAACUUCUGCUAUUCUGGUGUAGAUUUGUUGGUCGGCGUUAUAGUUCGUUCGAUGGAUCCCGAGUCUGCAAAGAGUGUUGAUCAUCAAAAGAAGAAUUCGUGGAAGGCUGUCUUGCUUCUCGCAUUUCAGAGUUUGGGAGUUGUGUACGGUGAUUUGAGUAUUUCUCCUCUAUAUGUCUACAAAACCACAUUUGCAGAAGAUAUUGAGCAUUCCGGUACAAAUAUAGAGAUCUACGGCGUGCUUUCCUUUGUUUUCUGGACGCUUACGCUUGUGCCUUUGUUCAAGUAUGUCUUCAUAGUUCUUAGAGCAGAUGAUAAUGGUGAGGGUGGCACUUUCGCUCUUUAUUCUUUGAUUUGCAGGCAUGCAAAUGUGAGCCUUAUGCCAAAUAGGCAGGAUUCAGACGAAGAACUUUCUACCUACAUAAUAGAUACCCCAGCAGAUAGGCAAACUAAUUCUAGGAUCAAAAUCUGGCUGGAGAAGCGCAGAACUUUGCAUACUGCCCUUCUUAUAGUAGUAUUGCUUGGUACUGGAAUGGUGAUUGGAGAUGGAGUCCUGACUCCAACUAUGUCCGUUUUCUCCGCAGUUUCAGGGCUGGAACUUUCAAUGUCAAAGCAGCACCACGAAUAUGCGGUGGUUCCUAUCACCUGCUUUAUAAUAAUAUGUCUUUUUGCACUUCAACAUUAUGGCACUCAUCGGGUUAGUUUCAUAUUUGCACCUAUCAUUUUGACCUGGCUGAUUUGCAUCAGUGCACUUGGCAUAUACAAUAUUGCUACGUGGAAUCCAAGCAUCUUCCAGGCACUUUCUCCAUACUAUAUGUUCAAUUUUCUGAAGAAAACGAAGAAAGGUGGUUGGAUGUCAUUGGGGGGAAUCUUGUUAUGCAUCACAGGUUCAGAAGCAAUGUUUGCAGAUCUUGGCCAUUUCUCAUACUUAUCCAUGCAGAUUGCAUUCACGUUGGUCGUCUAUCCGGCUCUUAUUUUAGCAUACAUGGGUCAAGCCGCUUAUCUAUCAAAACAUCACAUGAUUGAUACUGGUUACAAAAUUGGCUUUUAUGUUUAUGUUCCAGAAGUGAUCCGGUGGCCUGUGCUUAUAUUGGCAAUUGCAGCUGCUGCAGUAGGAAGCCAGGCAAUCAUCAGCUGUACCUUCUCCAUUAUAAACCAGAGCCAAGCUCAUGGUUGCUUUCCUAGGGUCAAGGUAAUUCAUACGUCUGACAAGAUAAGUGGUCAGAUUUACAUUCCAGAGAUCAAUUGGAUACUUAUGAUCCUGUGCUUAGCAGUUGCUGUUGGGUUUAGAAACUUAAAGCACUUGGGAAAUGCACAAGGUCUAGGGUUGAUGACAGUAAUGCUGGUAACCACAUGUCUCACCUCCCUAGUCAUUAUCAUAUCGUGGAAAAGAUCCCCUCUUAUAGCUCUAUCCUUCUUCAUGUUCUUUGGCUCCAUUGAAGUCUUCUAUUUCUCUGCCUGUGUCACAAAGUUCCUCGAUGGCGCCUGGCUUCCAGUCCUUCUUGCCAUCCUUCUCAUGACCAUCAUGUUCAUCUGGCAUUACGCCACUACAAAGAAGUAUGAACAUGAUCUCCACAACAAAGUGUCGCUUGAAUGGCUGUUGGCCCUAGGGGAGAACAUCGGAGUCGCCCGCGUCCCCGGUAUCGGCCUCGUGUACACUGAUCUUAUAUCUGGAGUCCCCUCCAACUUCUCACGUUUCAUCACCAACCUACCCGCCUACCACCGCAUCCUGGUCUUUGUCUGCAUCAAGUAUGUACCCGUCCCCUUCGUACCUCCUGCUGAAAGAUACAUGUUAGGCCGUGUAGGUCCCAAAGAACAUCAUUCCUAUCGCUGCAUUGUUCGAUACGGAUAUCGCGAUGUGCACCAGGACGUGAACUCUUUCGAGACCGAACUUGUUGCCAGUCUUUCCGAGUUUAUAACGACGGAAGCUAAGUAUGACACAGGCUGCGGAAGACAGUCAAUGGAUGAAGGUGAUAGAAGACUCACUGUUAUAGGAAGAACAUGUACCAAUGAGAUAGAGGAAUCCUUCGGCUUUGGGAGUGUGUCUAUGGAGUUUUCAAGUAGGGAGGACAAUGCAGAGGUAAGAUCAGCAGUAGUAGGAAAAAAGGUGAGAUUCCUGAUUGAGGAGGGAAGCAGUUCGAAUUUGGUUAAUUCGGCCAGGGAAGAGCUUGAAGAUCUGUAUGAGGCAUGUGAGGCUGGCACUGCAUUCAUUUUGGGUCAUUCACACGUGAAGACAAAGCCAGGUUCUCACAUAUUGAAGAAGUUGGCCAUAGAUAUCGGCUACAACUUCCUGAAGAGGAACUGCCGUGGCCCUGAAGUUGCUCUCCGUGUGCCUCCGGCUUCGCUGCUUGAAGUUGGCAUGGUGUAUGUGCUUUGAUGUUUAGGACUGUAAGUCAUUCAUUCUGUCUAAAUGGUGGCUUCUAACUUGUAAUUGUCCGCAAGAAGCCUAAUUGGAAAGGCAGAGGCUGCAGUUCGACCUUGAUAUUGUAUAUUUGCUAGAGCGGGACAUCUUGAUUCAUCAGUUUGUUUCUGAUUGGUGAGAAGUGAUCCCAGGUGAACGUCGUUCCCUCUCAUUCUCCAUCCAUUGAUGUACACAAUGUCUGUUUUUCAGACAUCAAAAAAUUAUGAUUCUUACUAUAAUUGUACACGUUUGGGUCAGAGUUUUUUUUUUUUUUUUUUA